UCAUUAAGGGUACACAAAAAUGUCUAUUACAUUUUCAUGACAGUAUAGCCAACAUUUGGUUGAAACAUCGAGGUGAGCUUUCGAUUUGCAAUUGCAUUUUGUAAAGGGGUGUUACUUGUGCUACGUACGUAUAGUAUGCCAUUUUAAACCUUUGUUUUCCUACAGGGUAUUACAGUUUGAUCAUUUCAUGGGGAAGAGUACACAAUAUCCUCCCUGUCCCUCAGUACAGACGGUUCUUCCUCUUCACUAACCAGCUCAAAACAUACUAUACGUAUAUUUGUCAACAUGAACAAGCGUGCAGAUGACUCAACCACCAUAAGACACACCAGCAUCAACCAAGGAUCUGAAUACCGCUCACAGUUCAACAAAACAGUAACGUGGAGAACAGAGAACCUUCUACUCAAUACAUCAAAACCAAUGGAGCUCAUUGUUGACCACAGACGCCAUCCAUCGCCCAGAAUUCCUGUGUACAUCCAAGGUGAACCCGACUCCAUCUCUGAGGCAUCCAAACUCCUAAAAUGGAAAAUGAACGCAGCCUACAUCCAUAAGAAAGCCCAGCAAAAGCUUCUCCAUCUCCGACAGCUCAAGAGGUUCAGAGUGGAAAUUUUGGAUGCUAGGACCAAACAGCAACUGUGCUUUAUGGACAAGGUUGAUCCACACUCAACCAUAGGAGAAGUAAAGAGUCUCUUUCACAAGUCAUACCCGAAAUGGUACCCGUCCAGACAGGCACUGAAGCUGGACCCCAAGGGUAAAGCCCUCAGAGAUGAAGACGUGCUCCAGAACCUUCCGGUUGGUACCACGGCAACCAUGUACUUCAGAGACCUGGGCCCCCAGCUAGGAUGGACGAUGGUGUUCUUGGCUGAGUACAUGGGGCCUCUCCUCAUCUACCUCCUCUUCUACUUCCGCGUGCCCUACAUCUACACGGACAAGUUUGCCUUCACGGCCAGCCCAUAUCCCGUGGUCAGUCUGGCCUGUGCUUGUCACUCCUUCCACUACAUCAAGAGGUUAAUUGAAACUAUAUUUGUGCAUCGUUUCUCUCACGGCACCAUGCCACUGAGGACAAUAGCCAGGAAUUGUGCCUAUUAUUGGGGCUUUGCUGCCUGGUUGGCGUAUUACAUCAACCACCCUCUCUACACACCUCCAUCAUAUGGAGAGAUGCAAGUUAACUAUUCACUCUUGGUGUUUAUACUGUGUGAAGCCGGGAAUUUCUCCAUCCAUUUGACCUUGAAUAACCUCAGAGGAGAAGGGCCCAAGAUCAGAAAGUUUCCCAGCCCGACCAAGAACCCCUUCACUUGGCUUUUCUUCUUUGUGUCCUGCCCCAACUACACGUAUGAGGUUGGAGCUUGGGUUAGCUUCUCCAUCAUGACUCAAUGUGUCCCAGUGGCCCUGUUUGCAUUUCUGGGCUUCAUCCAAAUGACCAUCUGGGCAAAGGGCAAACACAAAACCUACACCCGCGAGUUUAAGGACUACCCCAACCUACGGAUGCCAAUCCUGCCUCUCAUCCUAUGAGGGAAAAAAAAAAACAGAGACCAAGAGAAAAAGACAUAAAAGCAGUUGAGAGAUGCAGUGGAGGCAAGAAAGACAGAACAGGGACUCCCAGAGCAACCUCUACCAACUUUUGAUUGACAUCCCAGCGGUUUCGUCUUCAACAGGAAGUUCAGCAAUUGCCGCAGCUGGGUCCAUCAAAACGCCCCGGCGGUCUCCCAGGAGCUGCCGCACAGGUUGACAGACAGCGAGGAAAUGGCUGCAGGUGGUCCACAAAGCCACAUGGCGCUUUUCAAAAGAUGGAACUGAACACCCAUGCAUUCUGCAGCUUUACUUCGAGAAAACAGGGGAAACAGCUGCUCUGACAAUGGACCUGUGUUACUUAGUGUGUGGCAUUUAUGUAGACUCUCUGGGUGGUGUAAUCACUGAGAGAGAGAAUAGAGACUAAGUGGAUUUUGCAUUUUUUGACUCGCAUCCUGAAACUGAAACUGAAGAGCUUUGCUGUUGGAACUAUAUUUUUUUCAAAACUACAGUCUCUAUUUUAGAAUCAUGGGGCAUGAAAUAAUGUGGGAAAGGGGGAAAUUAAGGUAUUCUAACUUUUGAACAAAGCCCUCAGGACUUUUUUUAUAUGACAUCCUGAAUUAGAAAAAUUGGUGAAUUUUUACAAAUCCUUACAAUAUAAUGAAAAAAUACAUAGAACUUUAAAACUUUGUGUGUGUGUGUGUGUGUGUGUGUGUGUGUGUGUGUGUGUGUGUGUGUGUGUGUGUGUG
Messenger RNA from Engraulis encrasicolus (European anchovy), 2255 nucleotides. RefSeq names its product very-long-chain enoyl-CoA reductase-like. The coding region runs from base 286 to 1509 and encodes 407 amino acids. The transcript is spliced from 13 exons. Gene Ontology annotation, biological process: very long-chain fatty acid biosynthetic process. Lineage: Eukaryota; Metazoa; Chordata; Actinopteri; Clupeiformes; Engraulidae. Gene Ontology annotation, molecular function: oxidoreductase activity, acting on the CH-CH group of donors. The record is from RefSeq and is a predicted model, not a curated record.